Drosophila busckii is the source of this 2603-nucleotide messenger RNA. Its product is annotated as annulin. The record is from RefSeq and is a predicted model, not a curated record. The coding region runs from base 120 to 2438 and encodes 772 amino acids. The transcript is spliced from 4 exons. Gene Ontology annotation, biological process: peptide cross-linking. Lineage: Eukaryota; Metazoa; Arthropoda; Insecta; Diptera; Drosophilidae. Gene Ontology annotation, molecular function: protein-glutamine gamma-glutamyltransferase activity.
CAUAGCGCGCGGUCGUAAAUCAGUGAAGUGGGCGCUAAUUGCAAAGAAAAACAAAGUGCGAACGCAAUUAACAUACGUUAUAAAAUUGUUACUUAGUGAAAAGGACAGUGCUUUAAAUAAUGAGCCAAUGGUAUCGCAGUUAUGCGCCCAGCUGGCUGCAGCGCUGGUGGCAUCCGCAGCCUCAGAGCAGACCCAGAUCCUUUAAUCCCUUUCGUCCAGUGACAAACGUUGAAACUGCUGGCAGCGCUGCAGUGUUGGGCGUAAGACGCGUGGAACUCUGCCUCGAGGACAACCAUGCGGAGCACCAUACGAAUCACUUUUAUGCUGCCGCCGCCAAUGAGGCGCUGAUCGUGCGACGUGGCGAGCCCUUCAGACUGCGCAUACAUUUCAACCGCGAGUACAGUCCCAGUAAGGAUGCCAUCAGUUUUAUAUUUAGCGUAGCAGAUGAUGCCAAACCCAGUCCAGGCCAUGGCACAUUGAAUGCGCUGGUGCCACAUGAUGGCAUCGAUUAUCUCGGCGAUGCACUGGAGUGGGGUGCCGGCAUCGAAACUCAUGAGGCCAAUAUGCUAACAGUGUUGAUAAAGCCGCCGGCUACAUGCCCCGUAACCGAAUGGCGACUGGACAUCGACACGAAGCUGCAAGGUGAGGGCUCCAAGAGCUAUCAGCUGCCAUUGCCCAUCUUUGUGCUGUUCAAUCCUUGGUGCAUGGAGGAUCAAGUGUACUUGGCCAAUCGCGAGCAGCGCAAGGAGUAUGUGAUGCAUGAUACGACUUUAAUCUGGCGUGGCAGCUACAAUCGCUUGCGUCCGUCGGUCUGGAAAGUGGGUCAGUUUGAGCGUCAUGUGCUGGAGUGCAGUCUGCGCCUCCUGGGCACAGUGGGACGCAUUCCUCCCGCCUAUCGUGGCGAUCCUGUGCGUGUCGCACGCGCGCUCUCCGCCUUGGUCAACUCUGUGGAUGAUGACGGCGUCUUGCUGGGCAAUUGGACUGAGGAUUUCUCAGGUGGCACUGCACCCACCAAGUGGACUGGCUCACCGGAGAUCUUGCAACAAUUUCAUAAAACACAAAAGUCCGUUAAGUUCGCUCAGUGCUGGAACUUUAGCGGCGUUCUGGCCACCAUUGCUCGUGCUCUGGGCAUACCUUGCCGAAUCAUCACCUGCUACUCCUCCGCGCAUGAUACACAAGCCUCGCUUACCGUGGACGUUUUUAUAGAUGCACAAAAUCGCAAACUGGAUGCAGAGACGACUGAUUCCAUUUGGAAUUACCAUGUGUGGAAUGAGCUGUGGAUGCAGCGUCCGGAUUUGGGCAUUGGACAAUUUGGCGCUUAUGAUGGCUGGCAGGUUGUGGAUGCUACGCCACAGGAGGCUUCGGAUAAUAUGUAUCGCGUGGGUCCUGCUGCUGUGCUGGCGGUCAAACAUGGCGAGAUCCUACGGCCCUUCGACUGCGGCUUUGUCUACUCGGAAGUCAAUGCGGAUAAGCUUUAUUGGCGUUACAAUGGCCCUGCUCAGCCCUUGAAACUGCUGCGCAAGGACACUUUGGCCAUAGGACACUUGAUUAGCACCAAGGCUGUGCUCAAGUGGGAGCGUGAGGAUAUUACAGACAGCUACAAAUAUGCCGAGCGCAGCGAAGAGGAGCGCAGCUAUAUGCUGAAGGCUCUGAAGCAAUCUCGUCAUGCUUUCAGUCGUUACUAUCUCAAUGAUAAUUUCAAUGAGGUGCAAUUCGAACUGCAGCUUAAGGAUGAUAUCAAGGUGGGCGAGAGUUUCUCAGUGGUGCUCCAGGUAAGCAACAAGAGCAAGGAGCGCGUGCAUCAGGCGAGCGGACAACUUAACUGCGACGCUGUCACCUACACCGGCGCCAGCAACCAGGAGGUAAAGAUUAUGAACUUUGACUUGGACUUGAAGCCGGAGUCGACAGAGCAUGUUCGCAUGGAGGUUAGCUUUGAGAAUUACUACGAGAAGCUAUCCUCGCAGGCAGCUUUCCAAAUUUCUGUCAGCUGCACGGUCAAGGACACAGACUAUGAGUAUAUUGCUCAGGAUGAUUUCCGUGUGCGCAAGCCAGACAUAAAAUUCCAUUUUGGCGGUCAGGAGGAAGCUGUGCCAAUGGUAGCACAAAAGGAAGUGGAUGUCAUAGUGCGUCUAGUAAAUCCGCUGCCCAUACCACUGCACAAAGGACUUUUUACUGUGGAGGGCCCAGGCAUAGAGCAACCGCUGAAAUUCAAGAUUGCCGAAACUCCUGUGGGCGGCACUGCUGCUGCCACUUUCAAAUACGUGCCGCCUUACGCCGGACGCGGCACUUUGGUAGCCAAGUUUACAGCCAAGGAACUCGAGGAUGUCGAUGGCUAUAAGCACUACGAGAUUGAGCCACGUCCGGAGGACGUACUGCAGCCCAAUGCCAGUCAUCGUAGUAGCAACAUUAUACGCCGGCGUACAGAUGUUAUAGCGUAAGCUUCACUGCAUGCUUCACUGUGUGCUCUUUGCCAGAAUUUAUAAAUUUAUAUAUUUUUCCAGUCUAAUUUUAAGAACUUUAAGCUUUUUUGUACACACACUUUUAAAAUGGUUUGGCUUUUAAAAGUACUACAAGUAUUGUCGACUAAAAAUGGAAAAAAAAAA